AUGACAGUGCUAGAUGGGAUCCAAGCAAAUGCCCAUCCUAAUUCAUCCGACAACGAAUUUGGGAACUCUAGUGCCUUCUACUGGUCAGUGAGCCAUAACUUCAUAAAUGGAAUACCAGAACUCCUCUCGAACAUCACGCUUAGUAUUAUUGCUGCGAAUGCACCCACGUACAACACAACAUGCCACUCACCUACGGCGGAGAUCCUCUACGAGUACAACCCAGAGUUCCUCCUGCUUACCUACGGCCUUGGGCUGUUAGCAACCCUCUGCUGUCUUGCUGCAGGCCUAUACGCCCUCCAGCACAACGGAGUCGCAAUGGACAGUACUUUCAGCGAGAUAGCCGCGGCCACCCGAAACACAGCGCUUGGUCAAGUCCUCGCCGAUGAAGGCCACACGGUGGCUGCAAGGAAAUCAGCAAGAUACUUGGAGCAAAGAGUCAGGUAUGGAGAGCUUGUGAAAGAGUAUGGUGAUGGUGAAGAUACGUUGGGACCAUCGAAGGGCGAGAGAAGGGCAGCUUUUGGUUUGCUGGGGCAGGUCACUAGGUUGAAGAACGAUUCUUAA
Letharia columbiana is the source of this 561-nucleotide messenger RNA. RefSeq lists its product as uncharacterized. The transcript has a single exon. The coding region runs from base 1 to 561 and encodes 186 amino acids. The record is from RefSeq and is a predicted model, not a curated record. Lineage: Eukaryota; Fungi; Ascomycota; Lecanoromycetes; Lecanorales; Parmeliaceae.